AUGGCUCCCUUUAGACUCGACAGUAUAUUGAUUAUCGACCCGAAAUCUGAUCAUGUUUUGGUUCAAUUUGGGGUGAACGAUGAAACAUUCAUGAUACCGGACUAUAAGAUUCCAUCGUGUAUAUAUAAAGAUUCAAUUACAGGUCACUACUUAUCCACUAAUGAUGAAAAUAAUAAUAAUAUUGAAACCAUUCAUCCUAUAGUGAAUGGUGAAAUUAAAGAUCUUGAAGCUUUUUUACAAUUAUUAAAGACAAUAUAUGGAUCCGUAUUAGCUGAAAAAUCUAAAAACAAUCCAAAUGCGUUCGAUUUAGAAUUAGCUAAUAUUCCAUUAUUAUUAAUUACACAACAUUCAUGGUCGCAGUACCAAUUAGAAAAAAUUACACAUUUUAUCUUUGAAGAAUUAAAGAUUAAUUACAUGAUGUUAUUACCAACAGCCGUAGCAACAGCAUAUGCUAUGGUCUCUCUACAAAAUUGUUGUGUAAUUGAUAUUGGUGGUAAUCAUACAGAUAUCAUACCAAUUGUUGAUUAUACAGCAAUGAAUCAUUUAACAUCAUCACUACCUAUUGGUGGUGAUUUAAUUACUAAAACUUUGAAGGAUAAAUAUUUAUCACAUUUAUCUUUGGAUCAAAUAGAAUCUUUGAAGAAAUCAAAUAUCUUUGAAGUAUUGACAGAUAAUGCUAUUCGUAAGAAAUAUCAAGAUGAUUUAAGUAUUAGUAUGGCUAAUAAUGAUGGUAAUGACGAAGAUAUAAUUAAUGUUGCAGAUCUUGUAACUAGUGGUCGUAACGCUAGAGAAAUUUUAGAAGAGAGAGAACGUAAUAAAAAGGAAAAAAAUGUUUCUAAUGCAGAAUUAGACUUUAAUUAUUUUUGGGAUACAAAUGGUAAUAACAUUAAAGUAGGUAAAGAAAGAUUUCAAGGCUGUGAAAAAUUGAUAAGUUCUAUUUCAAAAAGGGUUGGUAUUACUUUAGGACAAAUUAGUGAUACUACGAAAUUAAAAGCAGUUUGGGAAAAUAUCGUCAUUAUUGGUGGAACGUCCUCUAUUCAAGGUUUUAAAGAUGCAUUAUUAAAUCGUUUGAUUGAAGAUCACUUAAUUACAGAACCAGAAACUGAACCAGAAGAAAAAGAUGAAGUUACAGAGACAAACAAUAAGAAGAAAGCUACAAAGGCUUUCCAAAAUAUGAUAACUUCAACUGUUCAAAAUAUCGAUUAUGUUCAAGCACCAACAGCAAUAAGGCUUGCUAAAUAUGCUGAAUAUUUCCCAGAAUGGAAAAAAUAUGGAUACGCUGAAAUUCAGUUCCUUGGAGGUCAAGUAGUAGCCAAACAAGUCUUUACUCAUUCCAGAGAUGUUUACUAUGUUACAAGAGAAAACUAUGAUAAGUUUGGUCCUGAAUGUAUAUGGGAUGUGGAAUUUUAA
This is a messenger RNA of Maudiozyma saulgeensis, 1410 nucleotides long. Lineage: Eukaryota; Fungi; Ascomycota; Saccharomycetes; Saccharomycetales; Saccharomycetaceae. The record is from the annotation of a GenBank genome assembly.